AUGUCUUUGGGCGGUGGCGCCUACUUUGAGGAGCGGAACGCCAAGGAGGGCGUGCCGUACGAUGCCGCUUCUCUCCCAGACAUGAGCGCCGUGUUUGGGCCGCGUCCGAAGCCGACACCGUUUGGGACAGGCAGCCUCGAGAAGCUGAAGAUGCGGUUCCGCAAGAUGAGCCUCAAGUGGCACCCCGACAAGAACAUCCGCCGGCCAGAGGCGGCGGCGGAGGUGUUCAAGGCUGUCAACGCGGCGUACCAUACGCUGACGACAAACAACUUCGACUACAAACGGCGGGCCUCGCCGAGCGCGCGCCGCGGCCCAAGCCGGCGACCAAUUCGUGCGGACGAGUGGUCCGAGUCCUUCACGAUCCCCCCGAUGCAGUCGCUCGAGGACGUGCUGGUCGAGAUGCUGCUUAAAAAGCGGGGCGACUACCGGCCGCACCAAGACUUCGGCGUCAACCUCUCCAUCCCGUGGAACGCGGGCAGCCGCGAGGACCAAUUCAUUUCCAGCGCCAGUGGGGGCCUCGAGGACCAAGGCACUGGGCGGUGGGGCGGUUUUCUCUUCACGGCUGGAGGUGUGAGCAGGCGCGGGCUCGAGGACAGAGGAAAGGCCGAGCUGGGAUACGACGGCAGCGCUUCCGGCGACGCGUAUGGAGGGCAGAUUGUGAGGCACGUCGAGACUCAAGAUUUGCUCGACCAGUUUGGGGCGAAGGCGCAGGUGGGAGCAGACAGGGACGCGAGGCCUUGGGAGACGGCGUACGCGAAGCCGAAGGGCCGGCCGGACUUGACUUCGCAGAGCGAGGGGGCGAGGGAGGCGGCGGAGGGGUUCAACGACCAGGCAGUCAAGGCGUUCAAGGCGAAGGACUGGCAGCGCUGCUACGACCUCUCCUCCGAGGCGAUCCGACUCAACCCGCGCAAGACGGCAUAUCUCGGCAACCGCGCCGCUGCGGCGCUGAAGAUCAAGUCGUACAAGGAGGGGCUCAAGGACGCGCAGCUCACGUGGGAAGCCGACUGGGCGUAG
Molecule: messenger RNA, 1014 nt
Organism: Emiliania huxleyi CCMP1516
Lineage: Eukaryota; Haptophyta; Isochrysidales; Noelaerhabdaceae
Exons: 11
Coding region: 1-1014 (337 amino acids)
Molecular function (GO): protein binding
Source: RefSeq, a predicted model, not a curated record